AGUAAUUCUCCAUCUACUCGUAUUAAGCAUUGCAUGGCAUUGGCAUUAUCAGAGAGCAGAUGUGUUUUGUUCGACUCCUUCUUGUUACUGGCUGAGAGACCUCACAAAAAAUGUCAGUUGGGGUAAAGCGCCCACCAGAACUGCACAACUGAACUCUCUUUCUCUCAAUUUCGUCGUAUUAAGCGUACUAGAAUGGAAACAUGCAAACGGCGUUAAUCUAGUUUUGGUGAGUAAAAUAUUUACACAAUUUGCUUAAAUAAGCUCGCACUAAAAUUAUUUAGAAAUGUGGUAAAACUGCACAAUUUUACACAUUCGCGUUCGUCUGGUAGUGGUAGAGAAGAGCGUGCUCAAUUCUCGUCGUCGGAGGUUAUCUGCCCAUCAUUGAACUAUUCGAGUUAAUACGCUCACUGACAAAAUCAGUUUAUUCGAUGUUUUAUCUUAUCGCACUCCGUUAAUGCUAUUCAAGCUGGACUGGGUCACAGCACAGCAUUCAAAUUAAUCAACGAGAUUCAGUCAUCAGUGCUGUCAGUGGUCCGUUUGGGUUACAACGAGCUGAUGCAAAAAUGUCAACGGACCACAUUAUUCGAUUUCACUAUAUAAUAUUUUGUAUUGAAUGACUUUUAAUUGUGAUUACGGACAAACUAAUCCGUCCACAAUUCAAUUGUUCAAUCCAAUAACUAGAGGAAAACAACGCCACAUAACUUUAGUAGCAGUCAGUCCAUGGUGGAGACUCUUCAGUCUUCUGUAACAAUAAAUAAAUGUGAAAAUCGUUUCGUGUGGGAGGUUCUCUCAAUUUUAUUAACGUUCGUCCGUACAUAUAGUCGUGGGUUAAAUACUUGUGAGUACAACGCGAGUGACUUGUGCGUCCUUGUGGCCCUCCUUCGUCAAUAAUCAAUAAUCUUUCUUUGGUGGACGUACACUGAAUGCCAUUGAUGUCACCUAAUGUGAACUAUUUAUAAAUGGAGUGAACAUCGUCAAUCGUGUAAUCACAGUAUAAUUACAUAAAAAGCCUGAGUUGGCAGGAAUGCAAUUUCCAUCACACCCACUUCUUCCUCGCAAUUGGUGACAAAGAAACUGUGAAAGAGAUUCGACUGUGAAUUUUUAGCUGAAGGAGUCAAUGUCGUAACCAGUCUUAUUCUCCCAUUUUAAACAACGAAUGGUGCCUGCAAUUAGUGGAGAUCAUGAAGUCGCCGAUGUGGAAUUGGAAAAUGUUGAAGAAUGCGGAUUACAGCAACUCCAAAGGUGAUGGUGGAAGUGGAUUGCUUCGAAAUUCAAGAGUGCAGAAACCAUAUCAGCCUUACUUACUACCCCCAUCAUAAGAAUCUAUCUGCCUUAUUAACUCCACAGCACAAUAAGCGAUAAGUUUCAAGUUAAUAGCCCCAUUUCACGGUGCGACGACUGCAACGUGGAGUUGAAUUGAAAAGUACAAAUAAUAAUUUUGGCAAACUUUUGUCGCUAAAGUGAGUGAAGUGAAGACGAUCCGUGCCUCAAUCAAAUGAUAUACACACGUGUGUUGGUUGGGAGGUAGAGCAACGCCUCUGUGGACUUGGAAACUGCAAAACUCCAUUCCAACCGUAUACUGCUGCUUUUAUUGUAAAUUAGUUUCGAGUAACAAUACACGAGCGUUCACUACCACUGCCACUCCUGUGAGUUUAGCGGCACUAUCCGUCGUCGUCUUGUCGUCGUAAUAAUAAAAGAGAGGGACGAGUGAAUAAAUUGAGUGGAAGGAAGGAAGGAAGUGCAGAAGAGCGUGACGGAUGGGUAAGCGCCGCGAAGGUGGUGUCAAUGCUAACGACGACAUCGGCGAGGGAGGCGGCGGCGUCGGAGGAACGACAGGCAAGAUGAAGGUCACCGUCUGCUUUGGCGCCGUCCGGGUCAUCGUCCCAUGUUCCAACACGGAAAUGCUCGUCCGGGAUCUCAUGCACCAAGCCAUCCUCAGAUACAAGAAGGCCGCUGGAAAGGGGCAGGACGCUUGGGUUGUUGUCCACAAAUUGAAGUCUCAAUCGGACGGAGGUAUCCUGGAUCUGGACGACAGACUAACUGAUGUAGCGGAUGACAGGGAACAAAUCAUGGCAAUAUUUGAAGAGGAUACUGAUGGAACGCUGCCAUCCUUGCGCCAUAAUGCUGGUGAUGGGACAUCUGCCAGUUCAGUUGGGACAAAUAGUCCGGACAUUUUUCAGGGAACAGAGCACAAAUUUCAGCCUUUUGCCAGAACAGACAUUGAGAUAACUGGAGAGGAGUUGAACAACGGGAUGAUGUCGGGUGGUCCUCCUGGGUCCCUCAACAGUGGAGGUGUGGCCCUACAGGUUCGGAGGGGGAGUGAACCCGCCCUCAACCGAAUGUCCCCCGUUCACCUCCAGCCCCCUGACCCCUCAAAGCGAUGGUCCGCCGCACCCGUCAUUGACGAGGACAAGAAUGGAAUGCACCACAACUUUCCCGUUCCCGAAUCGUCAAGUUCGAACAUGUAUAAGGUUGCAAACAGUGUCAUAUCCAACAUAUCCAAUGCUAGCAGUGAUAACCGUGAAAGUUCAGUUACUUCGUCCUCAACCGUUUUUUAUAAUGAUAUCGCAAAUAAUGCAAGUGUUCAACAAGAUAAGGACGACUCGAGUAAAAUAAGUGACAGUGUUGGUGGAACGACGACGGAGCAUUACACAAAGUUUUUAAGAAACAAAAGUUCCGGCGCAGUCAGCAGACAAAUCAAUAACGAGGGUUCUAGAUUUUCCCGAGAUUGUAAUCGGCUGUCGAUGCAAUUUUUUGGUGAUGGCAGUUCAAAAUGGUCAGAUGCUGCAGACAGAGCUCUGUGGAUGAGUCUGAGGAAGGAGCCGGUGGGCACAAGUCCCAACUCGGACACGACGAGCGAGUCCUACUUUUCCAGCCCAAGAUCGAGAUCUGAAGAACGGUCCCCUGAAAAGGAUGACCUUUCUCCUCGCCCCACUCAAGUAAUUCUGAGAUACGAAGUCGGUCCUCUCGGAAUUCAUUUAGUGCCAGAACACAACGAGAAUGGACAGAAUCAAGGGUUGAUUGUCCAAAAUGUGGAGAUUGGUGGGAGGAUUGACCGCAAUGGAUGCCUCAAAGCUCAGGACAAAAUUGUUGAAAUUAACGGCCAUAGUUUGAUUGGAGUGCAGUUUCAGCAGGCACAAGACUUGUUUCGCCAAGGACUGAAUUCAGAAGAAUUAAGACUCAUGGUCAUCAAACAUCCAAACAACGUAGAGCAGAUUUCUACCGUGGAGAUCAUUUCUCGCGAUGAGAAGGAAAACAUGGUUCACAGUGAAGAGAAAAUUGUGGGAAAUUGCAAACUCGCAACCGUGUCCUCCACAAGGAAAUCCCCCCUCCAACCCGCUCCCAUACUGCGAAAUGGAGGAAUUCCUCUCAUAGCUUCCAAUACGAGAAAAAUUGGGAGAAAGUAUGAAGUUGAUUUACAAAAGGGCCCCCAAGGUUUAGGGUUUAGUAUAACGACAAGAGAUAACCCUGCAGGAGGAAACUGUCCAAUCUACAUCAAGAAUAUAUUGCCCCACGGAGCUGCCAUAGACGACGGAAGACUGAGACCUGGGGACCGUUUAUUAGAAGUAAAUGGGAUUGAAAUUACUGGAAAAACUCAAACUGAAGCCGUUUCCAUCUUAAAAAAUAUUCCACUCGGAGGAAUUGUAAAACUAAUUGUCUCUCGCCAAGAACGUAUCGACCUUAGUCCAAAACUCCCUCGCCAGAUUCCCCCAGAAAAAAUUACCGAAGAUUUGCAACCCUUGCCAUGGUCAGAGAAAGAAGUUCUCGAAUUUGACAUUCCAGUAUUGGACACAGAGAAAGCAGGGCUGGGAAUUAGCGUAAAAGGCAAAACCGCCACCACGACUCAGGUUCAGAGUGGGAUGAUCGAUAUGGGUAUUUUUAUCAAGAGUGUGAUUCAUGGGGGUGCAGCCUCGAGGGACGGUCGAGUCAAAUCAAACGACCAACUCAUCAGCGUCAAUGGAAUUUCCCUUCUCAGUUGUUCCAACACACAGGCGAUGGAAACCUUACGAAAAACGAUGACACAGCCCGUCCCCAAACCAGGCUUUAUCACAUUGAUGGUUGCGCGACGUGUUCCUACCUCUUCUGCGCCCAACACAGAUCUCAGCGGUUGUGGAAGCUCCGCUUCUGGGGACGAAAUGGACUCUUGGGGUGGACCCAAGAACGUAACUUUGUUUGUUGACGGAAGUCGCAAUGAAGAUACAGAAAACGUGUCACCGUAUAGAAAUUCCGACUUCAACACCCAACAGUCGUCACCAGUUGCAGUUUCUACGAAUCACCAAAAUAUGACAUUAGGUUCUCCCACAAUGCGUCAAGCGAUGGACGACAUUGUGAUGCAAGCUCACAUCCCGGACUCUAACAACAUGCAAAAUAUUAUAAACCGAAGUCGUAGCAGCAGUUUGAGAAAAAUAGACAUACUGAAGGGAAAGUUUGAAGGAGGCCCUUUGAAUAGUAAUCAUGUCCAGAGGAUACCGCUAGAUCUACCAAGGAACCCUGUGCUUGAGAGGUUAACUGGAAAAAAUGUUGCAGCAUCCCGAAGCGACAGUUACUAUAAGGCAACUACCGAUGUGUCAUUUAGUCCAACUACGAGUCCACCUGUGCAGAAUGGUCGGCCAGAAAUUGGAAACAAUCGAAAUUAUAGUCCACGCAGAAACAGUGGAAUGUUAAUGCAGCAUGUGAAUGGUGAGGCUGCAAUUGCAAUAUUGGAAGAUGACUACUCGGCCCCUCAGAAACCACCUAGACGAUCAAGAUCAUCUACUCCGGAAGAUGCUUUGGAUUCGAGGAUUCCGCGUUCUGCUGUUCCUUCUCAGGUCUCGUCGCCAGUAUCGACGUGUCCAGGAAAUGAAGCUCCUCCAUCCGACGUGACCUACGCUAGCCAAACGUCACUGGAGGAUGCAGGAGGAUUUUCACGAGAUGCCUUUGGACGACAGAGCAUGUCUGAGAAACGCCAUGCCACGUUGGACGCCAAAAGCACAGACACCUACCAAAGAACCAAAAAGGCACGGGAGGAACGGGAACGUCAUAAACAGCAUGAACCUGACGCUGACAAAUUGAGGGCGCAAAGGCUUGCUGAAGACAAGAAUUAUCAAGAUCAAUGGGCUCGACGUGGAAUAAAGCGACCUUUCAGUUCUUCAACUGAGGAUGAAUUGGCCAGCACGAGUCCUCGGAAUAGCGCCCCCACGUCCCCCGCUGCAGCCGACGAAUACAGCCUGAGUCCACGCGUCCACUGGACAGCACAAUUGUCCAACAAGGUUCAACUCAACAAGGGGAAGCCGGGCGACCGUUUGGGACUUGGGGACCAGCUCCUUCAACUUCUCCAUCACUGGGGGCAGAAAAGAAGUGCGUUCCAACGGUUCCAAAAUUGUCUUGCAUGCAGAAGGGUUAAACUUCACGGUGGCGGUGAUGCAUGUUACAAAAUUAAUCGACAAGAAGGUAUUGGAGGUCUUGCUCGCGUGAAUUCUGCGGAUUCCUUGGUUGACUCGCUAAAAAUGUCUGCCCCGAUGCAUCCUGCUGUUCAACGUGACCGACGCUCGAAAGGGAUAAAGGAUAUCGGGCCAUCACUGGGGAUGAAGAAAUCCUCUAGCUUGGAAUCCCUUCAGACCAUGGUGCAAGAGAUUGUGAUUCAAGAAGAUAUGAAGUUCGGCAACGUUCCGCCAAGAUCUGGUCCUCAAACUAAAGUCAUUCGAGGUCGUGGCUGCAAUGAGAGCUUUCGACAAGCCGUCGACCGAAGUUAUGAGGCACCAUUGAGUGGCCUUGAUAGUCAAAUGGAAACACUGGCGGAAGAAGAAACUGAAUCCUGUAUAUCGGGCGCACCCUCGUCGGGAAGGAAUAAUAUGAGAAUGGAUCUGGGCGACGUUGAAAAACCCACAAAAAAGAAACCAGGACUUUUUCGAGGACUGGGGUCAAUGUUUCGAUUUGGGCGUCAUCGAAAGCCUACUGCCUCCAUGAUGAAGGGUCAAAGUGGAGAUUGGGAUGGUCAAGAUAAGGGUGGGCAUUAUGGCUCAAAUAUCGAUCCCGUUCAGGAGCAGUAUAGAAGGUUGGCUGAAAAACGGGACGCUCGGAGCAACGCGUAUGGAACAACUACAAAUUCCAAUGACUACAUUGAUGAACGACAACUCCAGCCGAGCAGAACAUCCAACCACUACAGUACCGGAAGUGGGAGCAUGCGAGUUAAAAAGCAGAGCAGGAAACCCGUGGAAAUUUCUGAGCAAGAUAUCAAUGGGAACCCUAGGAAUCCUAGUUCACACCUCCGAUCAGCAAGUUACGACGUGUACAAUGAAAUAAAUAAUCGGCCAGGAAGUCGGGUUGGAUUUGUCGACCCAAAGAAAUCGUCAUCCCAUUACAUCAAUUAUGAUGAAAUCAAACAACAUCUAAACGAGCCUCCUGGUGGAAGAAAUUUCGGGAAUACGCAAGGGAUAACUGAUGUGCAAUUACUUCAAAUGCGAAACACGGUUGUGGAACAGAGAAAAAAGGCAAUUUUGGAAAGUCGGAGACAUCAACAACAUUACCAUUCUCAGCGUCGCGAUAGCCCUCGAGAACGUCACGAUCGACCAGUGUCCAAUUUUUACGAGUAUGAAAGUGUUCAAGCAGCGAUGCAUUCACAGCAACAACAACCGCACAACCAAGUGCAUAAUCAAGUACAGGUCCAAGGAGGAAUGCCCGUCAGUCAGCAUGGCCACUAUGGUCAAAUGAACACCGUGGCCAUUCAACAGCAGCAUCUGCAACAUCAGAGCAAGAGAAACAACAACAAUGGAAUAACUCUUCCAAGUCCAACAGUGCCUUUGUCGAUGGGUGUGAUGAGGAAGCAAGUGUCUGGUUCCCAGUUCCAAGCUGUGCCCUCCUUCCAACAGAAUCAACCUGUUGGGCGUGACACUGGUCGAGGGGGGACUUCUUCCAACCACACAAAUAACGUAUGCACCUUUAGCGGGCAAUCACAAUCACAACGCCAGACCACACAACCUAACCUACAUCAAAAUUCCUUGCCCCGGCGACACCACAAAGAUCCCAUGAAUUACAAUCAACCACAAACCUCGAGUCAUUCCACGUCACAACAUAGGCAAACUCUUCAAUCCCAUCAAUUCCCUUCGUCCUCAUCCACAGGAGGUCGUUAUGCUAUAGGCCCUCCACAAGGGUCGUACUCACACCCCCAACAGCAACAACUCCACAACCAAAAUCAAAACUAUGGUUAUCAUCAUCCACAGAAUCAUCAAGUAACUCAGCCGCAGUCAAGUUCCACGCUGCGAGUAGUAACGCCUCAGCAGCAUUCCAAUAACAUUUCGAACGGUGGUGGGUCGUACUCUUCUACCUCAAUGUCUGUCGGAUCAAAAGUAUGAGUCUUACUGGUCGUAUAAUAAUUUUUACAAUACUUAACCCUGGUGAUUUUGAAGAUUAGAGUCAUGUGUAAAUGAAAGAGAGUCGUGAUGAUUUAAUUAUCCUUCGAAACAAAAAUAAGUCAGCUAUGAUUCAAUAACGAUAAUAGCUCAGAUGACAAUGAUUGUAUAUUUAAAUGACACGUUUUUGUACUUUCCAUUAUUCAUGAUUAUGGAAAUUUUGGAUCUCAUAAUUUUAAGGCCGCCGUCCAAUAUACAUAAGUGUAUACAUAUAUAUUCAUUCCUUCGAUAUGAUAUGCAAAUUUAUUGUGGUCUAGCCAAACUAAUUAAUGUAUAGAAUUAUUAAGAUGAUAUACAAAUAUCAUAAAAGUUGGGCAUCGCCCAAGUACGCGUAUGUAAUAAGCACAUGUUCAAUGCACGAAAAUGGCUUUUCUACAACGUUCUUUUUGGAUUCUUUACUUACUUUGACUGUUUUUCUACUCAAACUUUUUGAUGAGUUUCAGUUUUUUAAACUUUUUGUUUAAAGACAAUCGGUGGGAAUUUCUGCAACAAGCUUCCCAUCCAAAUUUUUUUCGGUACAAGGUAAUCCUAUAAAUCCCGGUUUAUUUAUUUUAUCGUCCUGUCGAGUGAUUUUUUCGCAUGUUGCAAAAAAUUGCAAUAUGCAAGUGCCAAUUGGUCGAAUAUGUAUGAUCAGCGCAUCUCGGUAUUUUUACCAGCCAUGAAUAUUUAAUUGAUACUGAAUAAAAAAUUACUUGCAGACUCAA
Messenger RNA from Folsomia candida, 8092 nucleotides. Its product is annotated as partitioning defective 3 homolog. Gene Ontology annotation, molecular function: phosphatidylinositol binding; protein binding. The transcript is spliced from 29 exons. The record is from RefSeq and is a predicted model, not a curated record. NCBI's taxonomy places the organism in Eukaryota, Metazoa, Arthropoda, Collembola, Entomobryomorpha, Isotomidae. Gene Ontology annotation, cellular component: apical junction complex; adherens junction; apical plasma membrane. Gene Ontology annotation, biological process: microtubule cytoskeleton organization; intracellular protein localization; establishment or maintenance of epithelial cell apical/basal polarity. Bases 1758 to 7331 code for a protein of 1857 amino acids.